GGUGAUUAUGAAAUAUAUUUUCUCCUUCUGGAAAUUUUCUCUUUUUUUUUUUUUUUUUUUUUUUUUUUACAUCUAACCGAAUUUAUCAUAAAAGAAAAGCACAUAUUACUUUCUUGACCAAAACUCAAACAUAAGAGAGAUUUAUUUGUCAAGGCCCACCAUAACUUCCUAAUCAAAUUUCUGUUUUCCCUCUCUCUCUAGCUGAUCAUUGACUAUAACUUGUAGGGUUUGUUGUGUGAGCAAUUGGGUUGAUGUCAUAGUUCAUCAUUUGACUAAAAGAAUUGAAAAUGGGGUUCUUUCUAUGUUUCUUAUUUGGCAUGACCUUGAGUAUUUGGUUGAUGAUUUGUUUUGCUCGUUUACAGAGAAUUCGAUCUGAAAGUCGGUCUCAUUUGGCAACAACGGUGGCAUCGUUUGCAAGCAUGACAGUUAAUGAUUUUAAAAAAAUUCUUCCAAUUGGUUGCUACCCUCCUUGGGUAGUCUUUUUGGAACAACAGCAGUUAAAAUGGCUUAACGUCCAACUAGAAAAAAUCUGGCGUUAUGUAGAUGAGGCAGCAUCAGAGCUAAUACGAACCCAUGGUGAGCCAAUUCUUGAGCAAUAUAAAUCAGCUAUGUUAUCUUCUCUCAAGUUUUCGAAGGUGACUCUUGGUACUGUGCCUCCACAAAUUACAGGAGUUUCUGUUAUUGAAGCGGGCAGGGAGGGGAUCACCAUGGACUUGGAGUUGCAGUGGGAUGGAGACACUAGUAUCAAACUUGAUGUUGAAACCAUAGUUGGUGUGGUACUACCUAUUAAGGUCAAAAACAUUCGAUUCACAGGGGUCUUCAGGUUAAUCUUCAAACCACUAGUUGAAGAGUUUCCUUGUUUUGGAGCUGUUUGUUAUUCCUUGAAAGAAAAGAAAAAUCUGGAUUUUAAUAUCAAGGUUGUUGGUCGUGAUAUAUCAAAAAUUCCAAAAUUUUCUGAUGCUAUUGAGGAAACGAUACGACAAGCUGUUGAAGAUCCUAUUACGUGGCCACUUCGGCAAAUUAUACCCAUAAUACCAGGGGAUUAUAGUGACCUAAAAUUGAAGCCUGUUGGAACAUUAAACGUGAAGCUUGUACAAGCCAAGGGCUUGUUAAAUAAAGACAUUAUUGGAAAAUCUGAUCCUUGUGCUGUGUUAUUUAUACGUCCCCUGCCUGACAGAAUUAAAACAAGCAAAACGAUUAACAACUCACUAAAUCCAAUCUGGAAUGAGCACUUUGAGUUCAUAGUUGAAGAUGCAUCUACUCAACACUUGACAAUAAGAGUUCUUGAUUCUGAAGCGAUUCAAUCUUCUGAACUCAUUGGUCGUGCUAUGGUGUCACUGAAAGACCUUGAGCCUUGUAAGGUGAUAGACAAGUGGUUCAAACUGGUCAAGGAUUCGGAGUUCCAUAUCGAUAAAAAAAAAAGGGGUCAGGUGCACUUGGAGCUUUUAUAUUGUCCAUUUGGCAUGGAGAGAAGCUUUAAAAAUCCUUUUGACCUCAUCUACUCGUUAACUAUAAUGGAAAAGGUCCUUAAAAAACGAAUCGAUGGAACUAAAGAUGCUGGUAUUUCAGAAUCUGAAAAACAGAAGAGGAGAAAUGUCAUCUGCAGAGGGGUCUUUUCUGUGACAGUAAUACGUGCUGAAGACUUGCCAGCUGUGGAUCGGAAGGGGAAGUCUGAUCCCUAUGUUGUACUUAAAAUGAAGAAAUCGGAACAGAAAAACAGGACUAGGGUUGUAAAUAACAGCUUAAAUCCAGUUUGGGAUCAAACAUUUGAUUUUGUUGUUGAGGAUGGGUUACAUGAUCUUCUAAUUUUGGAAGUCCGGGAUUAUGGCACUCUUGGGAAGGAAAUGAUAGGAAAAUGCAGCAUGACACUCACCAGGGUAUUAGAAGGGGAGUUCACAGACAACAUUGCCCUACAUGGAGCUAAAUCAGGAAUGCUGCAUUUGCAUCUCAAGUGGACUCCACUGCCGAUCUUCGGGGAUCACUGAUUAACUGAAAACAACACAGCAAAUCUGCCGUAUUUUAGGUUCUAUAUUUAAUUUUUUCUGCAUUUUCUACAUCAUCAUGGAACAAAAUUUCACACAAGAAGAAGAAAAAGUGCUUGAACUGGGCUCAGGUGUGGUUGUUUAUGUCUAUAACAGUUAAGAGGGCAAAUUCAUAAAUUUCAUAUAUGCUGUUGUAAAUAGUGUUGUUUGGAGACAUUAAGAUACCUCAUUUGUUUUUUGUUGAUAAAAAUAUCAAUACAUUCUUUGUGAUAACUCUGUUGUUUAAAACUGUAUAUACAAAUGCUUUGGCUUCCAAUAUGUAAGUAACAAAAUUUUCAUUGUUUUGGAAAUGUUAAAUUUCUAUUGGAAUCAACAUAGCAGGUAGGGUAAUAUUGAAAAUUAAUUUAUUGCUAGAUAGAAUUUCUAUUUUUGUUGGGUAUUUUUCAUCAAGACCAUGUAUUACCCUGACAAAAUUCAGGUUGAAGCUUGUCGUCACUUGGUUGAUAUGGAGAAGUUCUACAAUAUUUCAGAGUACCGUACUUCACGUUUUGAGCCGUUGGUCAUUCGUCAAGUUAGAAGAUCGUUGGGAGACUUGGAGAUACGAUUUUCGAAUAGAGAAGACCAUUGUAUUUUGGAGGUCAGUGUCAUGGAGGCUAAUUUGUCUCCAUUCAAGUUCUUUAUUUGAUUGGUUUAUCAUUAUUUUAUUGUUUUGAUAUGCAUGUUUAAUUAAAUAUCUGAGUUGAAUAUGUAAAUA
Cornus florida is the source of this 2736-nucleotide messenger RNA. Its product is annotated as synaptotagmin-4-like. Bases 288 to 1985 code for a protein of 565 amino acids. NCBI's taxonomy places the organism in Eukaryota, Viridiplantae, Streptophyta, Magnoliopsida, Cornales, Cornaceae. The record is from RefSeq and is a predicted model, not a curated record. The transcript is spliced from 13 exons. Gene Ontology annotation, cellular component: endoplasmic reticulum. Gene Ontology annotation, molecular function: lipid binding.